Molecule: messenger RNA, 1272 nt
Organism: Boleophthalmus pectinirostris (great blue-spotted mudskipper)
Lineage: Eukaryota; Metazoa; Chordata; Actinopteri; Gobiiformes; Gobiidae
Product: hepatocyte growth factor-like
Exons: 10
Coding region: 37-1272 (411 amino acids)
Biological process (GO): negative regulation of apoptotic process; hepatocyte growth factor receptor signaling pathway; positive regulation of protein phosphorylation
Molecular function (GO): signaling receptor binding
Source: RefSeq, a predicted model, not a curated record
UCACACACGCUUCAGUCCAUCUUUGGGUAUCUAACCAUGAGGAUUUACGCAUCCAUUUACCAAGCCUUGUUCUGCGCGCUCCUAACGGCUCUGCACUCAGGUAACUGCAGAAGAAACCACCAAUGUUUACAGAAGUAUGAGAAGACAGAGAAUCACAUAUUGGCUUGCACAGACUGCCCACAGACCCCUUUAGUACGAAAUAGUCGAUCACCUGAGCACUGUGCGCGCAAGUGCAAAAAGGCAAAGAAAAACUGCAGGGCUUUCAAUUUUCAAAGACACAGUCAGAAGUGCCACUUGCUUCCAUUUGACCGCUUCGGCACUGAUGUGCAGAAGCAGAGCAACUCCAACUUCACGCUCUAUGAGAAAAAAGAUUAUAUAAGAGAGUGCAUCACUGGGAGCAACAACUACAGAGGUCGUAGGUCAUGGACCAAGUCAAACAUCACAUGCCAAGCUUGGUCUGAUAACAUCAUCAAUGAACACACGUUUUAUCCAGAUAGGUACCCAGCGCACGAUCUACGAGAGAACUUCUGUCGAAAUCCCAACAACGAUCCUGGUGGUCCAUGGUGCUACACCAUUGACCCAAAUGUACGUGCUGAAGAGUGUGGCAUACCUCAGUGCUCAGAGGAGGAAUGUAUGAAGUGUAAUGGGGAGGAUUACAGAGGCAGAGUGGAUCACACAGAGGGGGGCCGGGAGUGCCAGAGAUGGGACUCAGUGCGUCCUCAUAAACACCACUUCCAGCCCAAAAAGUACCGUGACAAAGACUUAAAGGAUAACUACUGUCGUAACCCAGACAAUCGCCUGCGUCCCUGGUGUUACACCAUGGAUCCCAAAACUCCAUGGGAGUACUGCAACAUCACUGUGUGUGACUCAGACUAUACUGAGGAGAGUAUUGCUAAUACAUCAACAUCCUGUUUAGAGGGAAAGGGGACUGAUUACAGAGGCACUACAAAUGUUACUCCAGAGGGUGUGUCCUGUCAGCGUUGGGAUUCACAGUUCCCCCACAAACACUCCUUUCUGCCUGAGAACUACAAGUGCAAAGACCUAAGGGAAAAUUAUUGCCGUAACCCUGAUGGCUCAGAGCAUCCAUGGUGCUUCACGACAGAUCCAAAUCAGAGGAGAGCCAACUGCACUCAUAUCCCACGGUGUGGUGCUGAAGCCUCUCAAGAAACUGAGUGUUAUGAAGACACCGGGGAGACCUACCAGGGAACAUUAUCUAUCACCCGAUCAGGAAUACCCUGUGCAAAUUGGUCACAACACAUAAACAGGUACUAG